AGAAGGAAAGGUGGGAGUUAUUUCCAGGGUAAUUUUGGCAAAAGGAACCUUCAUUAUGAACAUGGAGGAUAUGAGAGUCCGCAUUCCCACCGCAAGGAAGGUGAUGGAGACAUGGAGAUGAGGUAUUUCCACAAGGACCCCCAAGUAAGACACGCUCCUUAUACCAUCCAACGCAAAAGGAGGAGAGUGAAUUGGCAUUAUGAAGACCAAACCCAUCUCACUACAUGGAGACAUAGAAUACCUCCAGGGAGAGAAGUGGGGGAGAACACACAAGGCAGAACCAUGGGGAACUGGUUCAUGAUCACAAUUCCUUACGGGAUAAAGUAUGACAGGACGUGGCUCCUGAAUUCAAUCCAGAGCCAUUGCAGUGUCCCCUUCACCGCGGUCGAUUUCCACUACUUCAAAAACAGGGCCCAGUUCUUUGUCCAGGAUGCCGGUACUGCCUCCGCAUUGAGGGAUGUCAGCUACAAGAUUUGCGAUGAGCAGAACCGAAAGGUAUCUAUCUUUGUCAGUCCUUCUGCUGUACCCUACUCUGUGCAAAAUAAGUUGAAGCCAGAACAAGUGGAGCAGCUAAAGCUGACCAUGAACAAACGAUAUGAUGUCUCCCAGAAAGCUCUUGACCUCCAGAAGCUCCGCUUUGACACAGACUUGGUGGGGCGUGAUGUGGACAUAGUCCUGAAUCGAAGAAACUGCAUGGCUGCCACCCUGCAGAUCAUUGAGAGAGAUUUCCCUGAGUUAUUGUCCUUGAACUUGCGCAACAACAAACUGUACCGGCUGGAUGGCCUGUCUGACAUUAUAGAGAAGGCCCCCAAAGUCAAGAUCCUGAACCUGUCCAAAAAUGAGCUGACGUCAGUGUCGGAGUUGGACAAGAUCAAAGGGCUAAAGCUGGAAGAGCUGUGGCUAGAAGGGAACCCCUUGUGCAGCACCUUUCCAGACCACUCCGCCUACAUAAGUGCCAUCCGGGAUUGUUUCCCCAAAUUGUUACGCCUGGAUGGCCAAGAGUUAUCUCCACCAAUUAUUGUUGACAUUGAGGUCCCUGAGUUAAUAAAACCCUGCAAGGAAAGCUAUAAGGGAUCUGAGACACUAAAGAGUCUAAUCCUGCAAUUCCUGCAGCAGUAUUACUUGAUCUUUGACUAUGGAGACCGACGGGGUCUUCUGGAUGCUUACCACGAGGAGGCCUGCUUCUCCCUGACUAUUCCCUGCAACCCCAAGGACCCAGCUUCGAGCACCUUGUGCGAGUACUUCAAAGAAAACAGGAAUCUGAAAAUGCUCAAGGACCCCUUCCUGCGGAGGCUGCUGCUGAAGCACACAAAACGUGACAUCGUGGACUGUCUCAGCGUGUUGCCCAAAACUCAGCAUGACCUCAGCUCCUUCCUGGUGGAUGUGUGGUUCCAAACAGAAAGGAUGCUCUGCUUUUCUGUCAGUGGGGUAUUCAAGGAAGUGGAAGGAAGGUUUCAGGGAUGUUUUCGUGCCUUCACCCGGAUCUUCAUCUCUACCCCUGCCAGCGAUGCCACUCUGUACAUUGUGAAUGAUAAGCUGAUUCUGAGGAAUGCCAGCCCCAAGGAGAUCCAGAGCGCCUUAUUCAUCUCAGUGCCUACACCCAGAUCCAGCUCCCUGCUCACCAUAUCCCAGGAGCAGAAAAAAAUGGUGCAGGUUUUCUCCAUGCAUUCUGGGCUGAAACUCGAGUGGUCUCACAAGUGCCUUCAGGACAACGAGUGGAACUACACCAGAGCUGGCCAGAUCUUUACUCUGCUCCAGGCCAAGGGCAAGAUCCCAGAGGAGGCCUUCCAACAAUUCCCAUGA
Messenger RNA from Propithecus coquereli (Coquerel's sifaka), 1803 nucleotides. RefSeq names its product nuclear RNA export factor 5 (gene NXF5). Gene Ontology annotation, biological process: poly(A)+ mRNA export from nucleus. The record is from RefSeq and is a predicted model, not a curated record. Gene Ontology annotation, molecular function: protein binding; RNA binding. The transcript has 20 exons. NCBI's taxonomy places the organism in Eukaryota, Metazoa, Chordata, Mammalia, Primates, Indriidae. Gene Ontology annotation, cellular component: nucleus; cytoplasm. The coding region runs from base 112 to 1803 and encodes 563 amino acids.